Molecule: messenger RNA, 921 nt
Organism: Dendrobium catenatum
Lineage: Eukaryota; Viridiplantae; Streptophyta; Magnoliopsida; Asparagales; Orchidaceae
Exons: 1
Coding region: 1-921 (306 amino acids)
Source: RefSeq, a predicted model, not a curated record
AUGGGAGAUCAAGAACCAGUCGAAAACCUUCCCUCCUCCUCCGAUCAAACAACUGCUUCCUCUGUAACUAGCCACAUCCCUCAACCACUUAAAUUUCUUGUCUCCAACAUCAAAAAUCUUGCCCCUCACCCCCUCACAACGGACAAUUACUCUAUCUGGCAUGUUCAGCUGCUCCAGCAAUUUACCGCCAAUGGCUACGCCGGCCAUCUCACCGGCAUCGUCCAAGCUCCUUCGGACACCGCCUCCGCGGCAUAUGCCCAUUGGCUCCUCGUCGACAGCAAUCUGCUCUCCGCUCUCUUCUCAACCGUCUCUCAGUCGAUUCUACCAUACAUCAUCACCGCCUCCUCCGCUCAUGAAGCCUGGACGAUCCUUGAACGCCGCCUUCAACCCAUCAGUCGCUCUCGGGUAAUACAACUCAAGAAAGAUCAGAUGAAAGAUCAGCUUAUGCAGCAGUAUCUCACGCACAUCAAAUCCAUCGUCGACGGCAUAUCCGCGUCGGGCUCCAAGAUCGACCCGGAAGACAUAAUGUUGCACAUCUUGAAUGGCCUACCUCCUACGUUUAAUUCUUUUAAAUCCACAAUCAGAAAUUCUCUCCUACCGAUUGAUCUGGAUACAUUUUACGCACUCCUGUGCAAUGAAGAAAUCCAUUUACAGCAGGAAUCUCUUCAAGAUCAGUCCUCUCAAUCCAACACGAUUGCCCUCUACGCCGCUAGCUUCCCCAAUCAGCGCAAUCGCAACAACACCAAACGGUAUCCCAAACCAAAGAACCAACAGCUUCCGCCGCCUUCCCCGUCAACUCAGCCCAACUCCUCUACAGCUCUCCCUACUUGUCAAAUCUGCGGCAAACUAGGCCAUGUUGCACUGAACUGCUGGCAUAGGUGCAAUUUCAAAUAUGCACCGACCGAUACUCGCCAGCCUUGA